CAGUAUUUCAAAAGAUUAGAAGUCCUAUAUAUCGUAGUCAUAUCUAUUUCAUUGUUGGUCAAUGAUUAAAGUAAAUGUGUAGCUGUAUAUAAAAUAUUUAUAUGAAUUAGAAUUAUUUAAUUAUAACUAUAUUUAUUUCUAUUAGUAAAAUAAAAAUUUAUUAGAAUUGACUUCGUCAACGUCAAAAAAAUAUUAAUAAAACGCUAUAGUUAAAAUUUGGUUAAUCUUCAAACACUUUGAGAAAUCAUGGCGCCGAAUCAACGUCAACGUCAACUUUUUAUUUCCAAGAAAGAACUGAAAAAGUUGAAUGGCAGAAGAUUUUCAAAACCAGAAGAGACGUCUGAUACUGGUCUUAUUUAUCCCAGUCUGGAUACAGCAUUUAAGCUACUUUUGUCAGCUAGAUUUUGUUCUGCUAUUUGGAGUCAUAUAACAGAUUGUGAUGAAACUUAUAACUAUUGGGAACCAAGUCACUAUCUGCUUUAUGGUAAUGGUCAACAAACAUGGGAAUAUAGUCCACAAUAUGCAUUAAGAUCAUAUAUGUAUUUGUUGAUUCAUAUGGUACCAGCAAAACUUUAUCAUUAUCUACUAGAACCAAAUCCUGUUCUAGUUUUUUAUUUUGUAAGAUGUUUAUUAUCCGUGAGUUGUGCUUUAUCUGAAGUAUAUUUCUAUAAAAAUGUAUGCAGGGAAUUUGGCAUCCAUAUAGGAAGAUUAACAUUAGUAUUUCUAAUUCUCAGUUCUGGCAUGUAUAUUGCUAGUGCUGCAUUUUUACCAUCUUCCUUUUCGAUGUAUUUGAAUACUGUUGCAAUGGCAGCUUGGUAUGGUCGUCAAUAUGAACUAGCAAUUUUUGCUACAGCUAUAUCUGUUUUAUUAGGAUGGCCAUUUGCUGUUUUACUUGGAUUACCAAUUGCAAUGGAAAUGUUAAUACACAAAAAAAAAUGGAGUAAAUUUAUGAAAUGGAUAAUAAUAUCUGGUACUGUUAUUUUAGUACCAAUGAUAUGGGUAGAUUCAAUGUAUUAUGGCAAAUUGGUAAUAGCACCAUUAAACAUUAUAAUAUACAAUGUUUUUACUAAUCAUGGACCAAAUAUUUAUGGAAUAGAACCUUUCAGUUAUUAUAUUUAUAAUGGAUUUUUAAACUUCAAUUUCGUUUUUAUUGGCGCACUUUGGGCUCCAUUUGGAUUGUUUUUAGUGUGGCUAAUUGUACCAGCUAGACCAAGAAAUCGUUUAUGUUUAUCUUAUUGGUAUUCAUUGGCUCCAUUAUAUCUCUGGUUUUUAGUGUUUUUUUUACAACCUCAUAAGGAAGAACGAUUUUUGUUUCCUGUAUAUCCAAUGAUUUGUUUGGCUGGAAGUAUAGCUAUAGAUACUAUUCAAAAGUUGUAUUUUUUUAUUCGAACAAAGCUUAGUUCUUUACAUAUUGCUUAUCAUUAUUUACAAUACACUGUACAUAUAACAUUUUUUGCUAUUUUAAUAUGUGGUUUUCUUGGAAUAUCAAGAUCACUGGCAAUAUAUAAAGGUUAUUAUGCACCAAUGGAAAUAAUGAUUGAUACUAAUAAACUUGGUUUACAGAGAGAAAUAUCUAAGGAUAUUAAUAUUAAUUUUUGCAUUGGUAAAGAAUGGCACAGAUUUCCAAGUAGCUUUUUCUUUCCAUCAAAUAAUUGGAAACUUCAAUACCUAAGAUCAGAGUUUAAGGGUCAAUUACCUCAACCUUUUUUAGUUCAUGAAAAUGCAACUAGUAUUAUACAACCUUAUUUUAAUGAUAUGAAUAGAGAAGAACCUACACGUUAUUUUAGCUUAGACAAAUGUCAUUUUAUAUUAGAUCUGGAUAUUGAUAUUGAAACGAUCUUAGAACCAAAUUAUUCUCGAUUAAAUGAUAAUUUCAGGAUAAUCAGAUCGUCUAAAUUUUUAAAUUCUGCAAGAUCACAUCGAUUUUUCCGAGCAUUUUACAUUCCUUUUGUGUCACAUAAAUUUUGUAUAUAUGGUUCAUAUAAUUUAUUACAAAAUAUUAAAUUUAAAUCGAUUCCUCUUUUAUUAAAAGAAAAAAAUACAAAAUCUUCCUGAAUAAAAAUUUUAAAACGUGUAUGAUUUUUAUAAACAGGGUCUGUGUCAGAGAAAUGACAUCUGAUAUUGUAUUUCAAAUGGAUUUUAUACUUUAUAAUAAAGAGUAAUUAAUAAAUAGUUAUUAAUAUAUAGAGCAAUAUAUACGCUCAUAUUUAAUAUAUAAACAAUGUAUUUAAAAAAGUAUGUAAAUGACAACGCAAUUAAUAUAGUUUAAUUUAUUGGACAAUAUAAAAAUUUUAACAUAACUUAUAUACGAAUAUGUAACAUUGUGUAACAAAUUUUUGAAGAUGUAUUAUACUAAAAAAUUUAAUUCAUAAUGACUACUCGUGUACAAAAUGCUAAAUUAUAUUAGUUGAAUUAUUGAAUUUCUAGCAUAGUAUUUACACAAUUUCCAACAUUCAUUAAGCAUAUUUGUUGUUAGUUUACAUAUAUAUAAUAAACUUAAAAGUAGAAAUAAUAUUGCUUUUUUUAAAUAAAUAGUAUUUGAUAAUAAUAUUUACAUACGAUUAGGUCAUAUUUA
Molecule: messenger RNA, 2575 nt
Organism: Heterotrigona itama
Lineage: Eukaryota; Metazoa; Arthropoda; Insecta; Hymenoptera; Apidae
Source: the annotation of a GenBank genome assembly